AAUUGACACAUCUGGGAAAGGAUUUUUCCUUCCCUCCCGUCUACCAAGACAGCUGUGUCAUCAACAACCGGCGUGGUUUUGUUGUUGUCUGAUUUUUACGAGCCUGGGCAACUGGAUUUCAGCAUAGUCUGCAUCUGCGCCAGCCAUAGGCUACCCAGUUACUAAGGUGAGUUGGAGGAGGCUGCCUGUGCCAUACGUCUCCUUCUCCCAAGUCUUCUUCUAUACCAUGAGCUCUGGCUCAGCCCAGGAUGUGGCAGUCGAGCAUUUCCUGCGUGACAUAGAGAGGCGAAGCAAGCGGCUACACUGCGCUGUCAUAGGCUGCGAGGAGGAGCGACCCCGCAGCGACAUGAACCUGCUGUAUCGUAAGAGCCGUUUGGACUGGAGGCAGAGGGACCAAGAGGGAAGUAAAAAGAGCUCUACCCAAAACGACCCCUCAGCUACUGUUGGCAAAGUCCGAGACUUGGCUUCCUUCCGCCGGCACUUCCGGAUGGGUUUCAUGACCAUGCCGGCCUCCCAGGACCUGUCCCCUCACUCCUGUGCCUCCGCCAUGGCGCCACGCUCGCAGUCCUGCCAUGCUGUCGGUGCUGGGGACACGAGUCUAGAGAACGGAGAUUACUCUGACACCCAAUCCCAACAUGGUGGCCGCUGCCCCCCAGCCAAACCCAAACGCCACCCAAGCACUCGCCUCAGCUCCUCGUCCGCUGACAGCAGAGGACCUCCUGAGACGCCGCCCCCUCCUCCGCCCACUCACUCACAGGCCAAACACUCAGAGAAGAAAAAUGCCAUGAAGAAGUCUGACUCUGGAGAGAUUGGAGCAAAGAAGGUGCCUCCUUUAAAGCCCAAGAGAAGUCCCAGCACCCAGCUUUCCUUUGACCCUCUUCCUCCACGUGUGCCUCCUGCCACAUCCCUGCCUUUCCAGGCAGCAGACUCUCAAAAUCAGACAGCAGACGGGGAGGAUGAGCCAGUCUAUAUAGAGAUGGUGGGCCAAGUGUUCACCAGAGACAGCCAGACGGCCACCCCCCACCCUGUCACCCCUGUGGCCACCACACCUGACUCUGACUCAGACCAGAGUGAGGCCAUCUAUGAGGAGAUGAAAUAUCCGCUGCAAGAGGACAGAGAGUCCCAGAGACACCUCCCUCCCAAACAUGAGAAACUGAAAACCUCUAAACACUUCCAUGUCACCCCCUCCUCCUCCAGCAGCUCCUCCUCUUUGCCCCGCCCCUCUUCCUCCUCUCCUUCCUACUCCAAACCCAAAGCUACUGUGUCGAUUUCUCAUUCGUCUCCUCUGCCUUCCUCCGCAUCCUCCACCCCUGUCCCCCAGGUCCUCUCCACCAGUCCGCACACCCCACGUGCUCCUACUCCCUACCUGCUGCAAGGGAGUAAAUCUGAGCCUGAGGCCAACACAAAGAUCCCAGCCCCUUUCCCCAAUCUUCUACAGCACCGGCCCCCGCUGCUUGCCUUCCCUCAGCCUGCAGCAGCCUCCAGCGGGGUUGGGGUGCAAAACAAGGCGUCUGCUUCUGUUAAAAUGGGAACUCAAACAUCCAGUGUGACGACUCAAGCCAACGCCUCCUCCUCAUCCUCUUCUAAUGUUCCUGUAUCCCUGUCAGGCUCCAAGGAGUCAUCAGGAGGAAGUGCAAGCCAGCAGGACAAACACAGCAGAGAUUCCCAGUUAGGCCCAGCUCCUGGACUGAGAGCCAGGAGUCACUCCACACCCUUGCCCCCCUCCUCUAAAUCCACCUCACCUUUCUCCCAUCACCACCACCACCCUCACCAUCGCCCCUCACACUAUCAUCACUAUCGCAAGCCAGAGAGAGGAGACUCUCCUGCUCCAACCAAGAGCAGCUCUCAAGGUUCAAACCAGGCCACGGUCCAGACCCAAACCUCAAGUACAGGAAAGGAAGGCAAGUCUGUUAGCUUCCUCUUGAAGUCCGAUAAAGGAGAGAGGGAUAAGGAUAGGGACAGGGACAAGGACAGGGACAAGGAUAGGGACAGGGACAGAGACAGAGACAGAGAGAGAGACAGAGACAGAGACAGAGACAGAGAGAGAGACAGAGACAGAGAGAGGGAUAGGGAUAGGGGGCCUCACUCCUUACAGAUGGAUAGUGCUACCACCUGUAGCAGCCAAGCAUCUCAAAGCAGCACCAGCUCAACCCCUACGCCAUUAUCCUCAUCCCAGCGUCCUCAUUCUCGCCCACAUCUCCGCUCUCACACUCCACACGGCCUGCCAGCGUACAAGCCGCCCUCUUCAGACAGCCCACUGCUGUGGACCUACCCCUCUGGUGGCUUCCGGAGGCCGCCGGCUUACGAGAGCCUGAGAGGGAGUUCUCAGACGCCGUCUCUGCAACAGCCCUCGAGUCUUACUGGUAUAGGUGAGGGGGCGUCCAAGGCUAAUGGAGGGUCUGCAUCCCUCCAGUCAAAAGUUGGCUUCAUGCCCUGGGACAGCAGUGCCAGCUUAGCUGCAGAUGAGGGGUCUUACUGGCCUAUGCAGAGGAAGUUGUCCUUCAGCCAUGGGAGCAGAGAGACAGAGAAGGAUGAAGGGCGUGCGUGGAAUGGCAGUGCUGAUGCCCUGUUAAGGAUGGAUAAAGAGGAUCUUGGGAUCGGGUCGCGAGGCGGCCACUCAGGCAUCCCGGUCCACUUCAGUGGUGCCACCAGCAGGGCCCUAGGUCACAGUGAGUCCUUGGCUGGUGUGGAUAGCAGCCUGGGAUUCAGAGCCCUACCCAGAGUAGGGAUGCCUCUUCCCUGCCAGACCUUCCCUGCCUGUCGCAAUGGAGAAGUGGGGCGGCUGGGCCGCUCCUCCUCUGCUGCUGGAGUGAGACAGGUGGGUGGAGAUGUCCAGAGACAGAGCAGUCUACCAGCACGAGAAGCCCUGAAUCAGCUGCAUGGCCUGGCCCAGCCUCAAGUGCCCUGCAGUCCCAGCAGUCCCAGUCUCCAGCAGCUUCAGCAACAGCACCAUCUGCAGUUGCAGUUCCAGCAGCUCGCCCAGCUGGCACAGGGACAGCCUUCUGUCAGCGGAGGCACCACCCCAUCCACAACGCAGACCCAGAGAGAUGGCAAGCUGCUGGAAGUCAUUGAGCGUAAACGCUGCCUGUGCAAAGAGAUCAAGGCCCACAGGCGCCCUGACAAAAGCCUGUGCAAGCAGGACAGCAUGCCCAUCCUCCCUAGCUGGAGACGGACACCUGAGCCUCGUAAGACUGGCACACCACCUUGCCAGAGGCCACAAGCCGUCGUGUGGGACACGGCUAUCUGAGGUGGGACAAAACACGCAGAUGAGUUGAAGAUGGUUGAACAAUUAAUAAGAGAUGAGAGUAAAAAUGGGUUCAGAAACUGGAAUAUUCUUGGUUUGUGGUGAGAUGAUUGCCACAGAGGGAGGAAAGAUUUUGGACAAAGAAGAAUUUGCAAGCACUCUUCCUGUGUGAUAAACUGACUGGGGAACAGUAAUGGGUUAUUGGAGAUUGAACUCAUUUGGAAACAACCAUCAAAAAAAGGCUGAUAAAAGAUGUGAAGAAAAAGAAGUAUUACAAUCAGACUAAAUUAAUUUCUUACCCAGUUGAUUUGUACUUGCUCUCUACGAUGUACUACAUUGAUGUGUUCUAAUUGCCAAUGAUUUUUGCCACAAAACACCAGUACUAUUGCUACAAAAUGAAGACACCAACUAAACAAUAAUGGGUGGGAUGUUUUCUGUGAUUGGUGUUGCCAAAUUUCCUCCUGACUACUUGAGACAUAUUUUCUCCAACACACAGUUGUCCAACACGCAUAUAAACUGCUUUGUGGGUGAGAAAAGGCAAGAUUCAUUGAUAAGUUAUUGAAGUGUUUCUUGAAAUCGUGAAUGCAUAUGAGAUGUCUUGGUAUCAAUAGAUUGUCAUUGUGGAUGCAAAUAAUCAUCACUGAGGAGUAAAAGCUACCUACUGUAUCUGUUUGCAUAUUUGUAAUGUAUCUAUUUACUUUCUCAACGUUUCUGCAAUUUUAUAGCAAUAUGCUCCCAAUGCCGGAGCAACAUAAUUAAAACUUGUGUCAACUAGCCUAACAUACAUAUCUAAGACUUGAAUAAGUCAUAUUUACUGUGUCAUUCUCUGCAUGUCACAAUAGACAUACAGUAUUGUAAAAAAAAAUAUAUAAAUAUAUAAAUGUGUAGAGAUGAUCAUGUCAGACUUUUACAUACAGCAGAUCUUCACUAUGAUAAUAUCAUGUGGUUGUAUAAAAAGAUGAAUAUGUUGCUUGGGGUAUCAUUAAAAAAGGUGGUGUGACAGAUGGCACAUACUGUGCAGUCCAGUCAAUCAAUAGGUCCAGAUCAGUGGUACACAAACUUCAUCACUCAUGCUUACCCACAGUUGCACAUAAGUGAUUGUUCCUCCACACAGAAAAACAAGCACUGACACCCAUCAACACAGACUGUACAAUAUGGUGCAACUGAUAAGACUGUGAGUAUUGAUCACCUCAAACAGAAUGCUGGAACAAUCUGCACAAAACAUGGUAUACGCUUAGGAGAAAUUAAACCCUAAUGUACUGUAAAUAGAUAUGUACAACUGUAUUGAAAAUGUAGCAGUUAUUUCCAUUUUCAUACUUGUAAUCAGUACAUAUUAUGUAGCAUAUACUGUAUAAACAUAACUUUGUUCACUUGUUUUUUCUAAAAGAAUUAAGUACUUUAUCUGCUGCAGCCACUCCAUGCAUUACUUAUAGUUGUACUAAUAAACAGUAAGCCCUCUAAUGAAAGGCACAGUCCAACAGUUGUUUAUUUAAAUUUAUGCAAGACUCCCUUUAAGCUGUGUUAUUGUUUUAUUUAUGUCUUUUUUUUCUACAUUCAUUUUUAUUUGUGUACAGAUUUCUUGAUUUUUGGAAUACUUUGCUGCUAUCUUGAACUACAGGUGUUGUUCAUUCAACUACAUGGUGUUACCAUGAGAAACAUUAUUAAUAUAGUGGUUAUUGUUACAUAUUUGUUUUAUAAGCCACGUGAAAUGAAGUUUGUACCUUGAAGAGUGAGCCCUUCUGUAAUAGUAUUAAGGCACUUGAAUGUCUCUUGGUUGUUGUUGUUUUAUGAUAGUUAGCACCAAACUGUACAGUACAGUACACCCAUUGAAAAGAAGACCUAUCUAAAUGUUUGAGAGUCACUGCUUGGCCUUUUGUUUUAGUUCCACCUGCUUGUGUUUGACAGUCGAGGGUUUUCGAGCUCACUGAGUCCAUUUUCAAACAAACACAGGUCAGGUUGAUGGAAAUGGGCAAGUGCAAUGCAUGCAGAGAUUCCUUAUACUGAAAAUGUCCCAAUGAUACUGACUAUUGUGCCCAAUUUAAUUUCAGAUACCAAGUAAUCACCUUACUAUGAUUCCUUUUCACAGACUGAUAUGGAACCCUAGGUAUCAUUUCCCGAAAUAGUUUACAGAAGCUGUUGGUUUUGUGUGUCUACUAAAACAGUGGCCAUUAUAUGAGUGCCAUACUAUAUUGAUAUGGUAAGAUACGGUGUACCUUGGAAA
This is a messenger RNA of Seriola dumerili (greater amberjack), 5465 nucleotides long. Its product is annotated as neuronal tyrosine-phosphorylated phosphoinositide-3-kinase adapter 1-like. Lineage: Eukaryota; Metazoa; Chordata; Actinopteri; Carangiformes; Carangidae. Gene Ontology annotation, biological process: neuron projection morphogenesis; phosphatidylinositol 3-kinase/protein kinase B signal transduction. The record is from RefSeq and is a predicted model, not a curated record. The transcript is spliced from 9 exons. The coding region runs from base 227 to 3247 and encodes 1006 amino acids.